This is a messenger RNA of Porites lobata, 6086 nucleotides long. NCBI's taxonomy places the organism in Eukaryota, Metazoa, Cnidaria, Anthozoa, Scleractinia, Poritidae. The record is from the annotation of a GenBank genome assembly.
AGUGGUGGUAGUCCGUGUCUCUGUCACAUCUCACAUGAUCUCAGUAAAAUGUUUGGAAGAAAAAAGAACGCAUUUGCGACAUACUCGAGAAGUAAGCCAGUUCAAAUUGCUACGAAGGACCACUUCCCCACUCCAGAAACGCCGGAUGACUUGUGGAUACCUUCUUCAAAAGACAAGCCGAACUCAAAACAAGCAGCUUUUCCCCCAGUGAAAGCUAAAGGCAAGUAAAUAUAUUUUGAAUUCAAAGAAGGGAUUUUCCUUUGAACCUUAAAUUUGCGAGAAAAUGUAUGGCUGUUUUUUUUUAUGUCUUUUAAUUAGUUCAUGGCAAAGGCACUGAUGAACCGUGUGGAAAUUAAUAACAUUAAUGGCCCAGAGUCAUUAGACUUGACCUAGAUUCCAAAAAUAAUCAAGUAUAAAACUGGGCAGUACCGCUGUAGGACAAAAAAUUGUGCAGAAAAACACAAGUUUUUUGGCACCAAUCAGAAGCCAGAACGGCGGCGACCGUUUGGAACUGGUCUGGUAAGACAUUGUCCCCAGGGGCUCUUCCCGCCUCUCUUUACUUUUCUUUUGUGCCAUAUUUUCCCACCCGUUUAGACUUUCCCUCGCCCCCACUAUCUCCCCCUGGGUCUCCGAGGAUGGUAAUUGGUGUGUACUCCAGUCAGAAAAAUAAGAGCAAACAUGGCAUGGUUAAUAUUUAUUGUUGUACCAAUUUCACAGCUUCAAAUAACUAUAUCCACAAAGUGAUAGCUGUUACUUGUAUUGUCAGAAUUAAUGCAGCAGUCAUUAGUUCCAGCAGUUCUAGUAAUCCCAUUAGCCCGAGUGAUUUGCUUGUUCAAAAUGGGCGAUUCCAGAAAAUAUCCAUACCAUACCACGGACGGCUUCCAUAUUUUCAUCCCCCAUUACCUUCAGAACUCCCAAGAUGUGUUAUCCCCCAUGCCCUUGGAAUGCUAUAAUUGUUAAACCCCCUACUGUUUGGAUUUUCCAUAUUUUUGUCAAAUUUUCAGACCUACUGGCAGGAUUCGAAGAUAUACAUUGCCCAAUUUGGCUUAUUUUACGUCAAAAUAUUUCAAAUGACUCUACUUAGAACAGCGAUGUAUAAGCGCUAUAUAAAUUCCAUUGUUAUUAUUACCUCUGUACUUCAGUCUAGGUGGCCAGCACAAAGGAAGUCAUACAUGUAUAUGAAUCCAGAAAUUUGGGAAUGAAAAUUCAAAAAUAAUUAAAGUUUUUUCCUUACCGCUGUGCAACAAAUGCAACCUACAUUAAUUUUACUUUGCCCCAGACUGCUACAUACACAACCAAUAAGAAUACCUUGUGAUGAAUGUGUGUACCCUCAGAAGAUAUUAUUAUGAUCAAGUGUAUUUUCAUUUGUGCCAUCUUGAUUUGAGUCUUUGGGGUCAGCAGUCACACCCAAUCCCAUGAGGUUCGAAAAGUAAAAUGGUGUUGUCCGUCAAAAGACCACGUUUUGCACUGAAUGGACAAAAUAAUUUAUGAGACUGUUUUCGUGAGAGAAAAAUGGAUGUCUUGUGGCAUUAAGGCCUCUGGAGCUUGAUCUACAACCCAUGUUUUGUUGGUUUUCCUCGACAGCAAUGGAUGCUUGUCAUUUAUCCUGCUUCCGCGGUCAUCAGCUGUGUCAUCAGUUUGUGCUUUAUUUGUGAACUGAUUAAGUCCUUAAAAUAAGCAUUUUCAAGGAAUAAAAUCUUGUCUCAGUGUCCCCUGUGAAAGUUCCAGAUCUAAAACCCCUCCAUACCUUCUGAUUCCCUGCUACAGAGGUCUCUGCUAGCAGGGAAACCUUCUGAAUUCCAGUGGUACAUAUGUAAGUAUCCCCCAUGCCUUCAGAUUUUCAGUUCAAAGACCCCCCCACUUGCCCUCAGAAUUCCAAAAAGCCGUUCAUGGUAUAGUCUGGAUAUUUUUUGGAAUCGCCCAAUGGUAGGGUUUCCUACUUAGGAGUUUACUUGUUUGAAGAUUGCUAAGCAGUAAAUCAUUAUCCUUGUGUUUUCAAUCCUGUAGGGUUAGGGUUAGUUGGAAGAGAAGUGUGGCUUCUACUUUUUUAAAAAAAAUAUGUCAACCAUUUUUAAUCAGAAUGAUGUUUUACUUUUAACAUAAUAACAAACAGGAUUGAAAACAUGGAUGACUCCAUUUGCAGGGCGUGGUUCCAGCCUAGCUCUUAGGAACAUCAGUAACAUCCCACUGGAAAAGACAUUGAGCAGAACUCCAUGCAUGCCAAGCCAAAACUCAUACAAGACAAGUAAGAAGCGAUGUUGUCAUUGCAAGUUAAGGCAUCUUUUUUACCUUUUUUAUAAAUAGAUGCUGAGUAAGUACAGGCUAUCCACUCUACUCCAUUUCUUCAGCUGGGGCAAACCCUUUCUAAGGUCUUGAAGUUAGGUUGAUAUUAAGAGACAUGACAAUACUCUAGUUGUUUAUUCUAAUAAUAACCAAAUCCUUCCAGCUCUGAUCCACAUAUACUGGUAAUUUGGUUUUGUCUCACUUCAGGGACACAGUGACUUGUAUCUCAAAUUUGAAAGAAGUUGAAGUGAUCCCCCGUUUGCAGAAGUUUCAUUGUGCCAAAUAGAUUUGCUGCUGUUUCAUAUUUCAGAUAGAAAGUUGAUGUCAAGUAGUGCUUUGCUAGGAAAAGUUAGCUCCAAUGAUGAUAAAGACUGCAAAACAUACAGAAAAGAAUUACAGAGGUAUCUAGCUUUUUGGCAAUGGUACUACGGUGUGCUUUUACACUGAGGUGCAAACUUUACAACAUAAUUCUAUAGUCUUUUUGCACCCAAGCGCACAAAUGGGUUGCUAGGUAACCCUUCAGCACACAGGCAUCCCAUUCAUUUGUGCAAGAAGUUAUUAUUAUCCAGCUACCGAAGUGUGCUCCAGUUGUCUGGGUGCCUUGUGCUUUAUUUUUUAGCCUUACCUUUUGCAACUGAAUACUACUUGUUGUUUUUUUUGGUUAAUAACUGUACAAGUGAAAAUUAGAUUUAACAUACCAACCUGAUGUGAACUGUAAGUAAUAAGGUCUACAGCUCACAUGUAUGAAACUCGGUGAUGACAGUCUGGUAGCAAUGGAGUGGUAAUAAAGUGAUUAUGAUUUUUGCUUUUUGUUUGUUACAUCUUCUCUAGGGCUAAACUUCAUUCCAAGAAGGCACCACUUAUGAAAUCAAAACCCCUCACCUCAACAACUACGUAUUCAUUCAAAUCAAUGUCUUCCUGUUCCAUGUGUGGAAGUGUAGUGUACAGUAAUGAACGUUCUUUGCCCACUGUCAAAUCCAUGUCGCUAUGCAAGUCCUGCCUUGAUGAUGUCAGUUCAGAUGACUUCUCUUUUGGUGAUGCCCCAACUAGUGCCUCACAAGUUUUACAGCCACACAAUUCAACACUUUUGGAGGAGGACUUAACAAUUCAGCUGAGAGACAUAAUCCCUCAGGAUUUAUCAGCAAUAAUGGGUGAGUAGAAUUUGCGUUAUGAUGUUUCAUUUGUGCAGCAAAUUAAAGCUCAAGGAGCAAAGGAAAAUUUUAUACUCUAGUACGGUAAUAACAAGCCUUUGUAUACAUAGUAGUAAUGAGUAAUAUUCAUGUGCAACUUUGGGGUAAAAAAUAAUUCUAUUUUGACAUGACUGUAUUCUUAGAGGAGCCAGUAGAUGAAAAAGAACAGGCUGAAGCAGCCCAAAAGAAAACAGAGGAUGCACUGGGCUCAUAUGAUCUGUUUGACAAAGAGGUGAACUUAAAGUAUAUUUUUGCAAAGAACCCUUUUGAUCCACAACACCCCUUAAAAGGAAGCAUAGCUGCAUUUGCUCAAAAGGUGGAUAGCUCUAUCUGUGGGAUAAACCUCUAUCCACUGGAUAGUGCAAUUUGUUUCCCUAAUACUUAUCCACUGGAUGGUGAUUUAUCUGGUGGAUAACACUAUCCAUCUUUAUAACAACAGGGGCCUGGUGUGUCUUUUUAUCCCUGAUCGGGGCUUUUAUGCUGUAUAAAUACAUAGCUAAAUAAAGUGAGUGUUCUAGUAUACUUUUCUUUGUCACAAAAAGUUGUACCAGAAUAAACAAGCACAAAACAAGGUUAACUUUUGUUAUUACAUUUACGUCUCUAGCAUUUCUGUCAGUAUCCACUAUUGCUUCCCACUUUGCUAGCUAAAAUUAAUAAAUGUUCCGUUUUAAAAUGAUCCCAGGGUUGAUUUAAUAAAACUUUUACAAGUGUAAUUUACGAGUGUAGUCAUUGUUUUAGGAUCCGAGAACAAUAGCCAUUCUUGUAAUUACAUUUGUAAAAGUUUUAUUAAAUUGACUCCUGAAUCUUGAAAAAACAACAGUGCAAUCUUUUCUCAAUGAUACUAUGACUCUCAAAUGAUUAGUGGCCACUAUUAGUAAUUACUGACACUAAAGUCAAGAAAUAAGAUUGUUUUUGAGAACCUGACUCACCCUAUAUUAAUUACUUUCAUUUACAGUUUAUUUUAAUAAUUAUUAUUAAAUAUUACUUUCCAGGAAAUUGCAGAUGCCCCUGAUCUUCCUAGGUGUAGCACUCCAGUGGAUCCAGGAAAAAUACAAGGACUCAAGCUGGUGAGUUAGUUUGCUGUAGUGAUAAAUGGCACAUUUACCUCUUCCCUUUAAAUGAUUUAACUGAAUGUCACGAAGGAAAAAGAUCAUAAGAAAUGAGGUUUUCUGUCAGUUACACAGGCAACCUGAAGAAAAUAAAACUAUGUAUUCUCCAAGGAGGAGUUGAAUCUAUAACCUUCUGUGUGGUUGCUAGUCUAAGUCAGGUGCUCUAUUACCUCGAUCAGUUAAGGAGACUUGAGGGAACUAUCUCGUAAGGCCUAUUACUACAGUAGGUUUAUAUGACAAACACCUUGCAUACUGCUGAGACUGGACUGUUAAUAGGUGGUACAUGUAUAUAAGCCUGCCUGUCUACCCUGAAGAGAGAUAGAAGGGUCCCUGCUCACAGGGUCUUGUUCAGUUGAACCUCUUGUUAAACAUUAAACAACUUAAUAUUAUUAAUUCAUUCAAUUAACAGCCUGACACCUCUGCAAUAACAGUCUAUAAUGAGAAGACUUCUGAUCCUGUGAAGUCAAAAUCUAAAAGCAAAAGUGAGGUAAUUUUUCAAAGACCAACACGCUUUAAACCUGAAGCGGAGGAGUUUUUAUAAUGACUUACAAAAAUGUUUAGACCACAAAAGUGGCCUUAAAUAUCAUUACCUCUUUUUGGCAGCCACUAGCUUCUGAUGUUGCAAUGUCAUGUGGGGUAGGCAAUCUGCAGUGCAAAACUAGGAAAUAACCCUAAGCAACAUUUUUAUUUUGAAAAACCUAUCAAGUAAGGACAUCUGAAAUUCUAAGACUUUUAACACCCAUGGAGAAAGAUGAAAAAGUUAUUCAGAGCAGAAACAAGAAGAACUGAGAAUUGAAAUACUACGAUGGGAUUACCUCUAUUUAAUGCCACUGGCAAUCACCUCUAAAAGAGUAUCUUAUGACAACUAUGGGAAGUAAGACAUUUUUUAUUUCUGCUCAUUUCUCAGGAACCAGAAUCCAGUAAAGAAGAUUUGCCCAAUGUUACUCCAGAGACAGUCUCCAAACAGGUAGGAUAUGUUCUUGUUUUCCACUUUACUGUUAUAAGUCAUACAGUUUCCAUACAGUUAUAAGUCUAAAGUGAAUUUUGACUCUUGUUGUCAAGUGUUUUGUUUGUUUGUAAUACGCUGUUAAAAAUAUUAAAUAUCCUAUUAUUAUUAUUAUUAAGAGCAGUAUUUAAUUUAUUGGUUUAUUCCCAUAGGACAUUAAUUUUAGUCCUUCAUGUUGUUUAAGCAGAUUUAUCUACUUCUUCAAAGUAAGGCUUUUUUCUGUUGUACCAUUAUUUUGGUUUUUUCUUUUUUGUUACAAAGGACUGUAUCACCAUGAAGAAGCUUAAACAAAAGAGAAAGUUGGCAUACAGCAAGGACUUGGAUGAAAUACCAGACUGUACCCUGCUCCAUGCAAACACCAACAGAAAGCGACCAAUUAAGUUGCUUUUUAAGUGUGAUAAAAGUACUUGUUCUUAUAGCAGUCCUUUGACAAAUGUACCAAUUGAUACUCUCAUCCAGAGUCCAGUUGAUAAAAUAAAAAUAAGAAUAGAACAAUAA